This is a messenger RNA of Oikopleura dioica, 606 nucleotides long. Lineage: Eukaryota; Metazoa; Chordata; Appendicularia; Copelata; Oikopleuridae. The record is from the annotation of a GenBank genome assembly.
AUGAAUGCGACAAGAUACGAGUUUCAAGUGAAUGUUUUCCCUGAACAGCUGGAGGAAUCUGCCCUGUGUCUUCUGCAUACGAUCUUAUUUCAUCGGACAACUGGCAAAUUCAAGUAUCAGAAAAAAGGCGAGUUCCUGAUAGGAACGCUGGGAUAUCAAGAUGUGCAUUGCCAAACUAUCAACCUUACCUACGUGAAGACGGAAUCAGCAGAGCUCCAUACUUGCCUACUGGAGAAUGUUCGACAAUUUGUCCAGCAAUACAAUAGUGGAAAUAAAACACUUACACUUGAGUUCUUCCAAAAGAAAAGAGGUCGAUGGCCUUUUUCAAGUGAGGAGCCAGUGCCAUGGGAGGUUUGGGCGAUCACAUUCGUCGAACCCUCGCAAAACUCCAAGGAAACUCCUGCCGAGUCAGUCGUGACAAACAUGGUCUCCAUUGCUGAGAAGAUCAACAACUCAAACAGUUUCCUUCCAAAAACUCCGAAUCAAUCAGAUCUUGGUCUUGUUUACGAAUGUAAUUUCUGUGACGUUCAACCUUACCUCUUCCGCUGUCAAUAUCAAGGUCAAAUGUCGACGCUCAAAAAGCUUUUCAAAGACGUUUCUCUGUAA